AUGCACAAGGAGGUCUUGAAGGGCAAGUUUGUGCUGCAACUAGACGAAGUCAUCAACAUGGCCGCGGCAGCCCGGGAAAGGUACACGGAUCAGUCAGGGAACCGCUGUCUCAAGUUUGCCUUGACAGAUGGGUGCCAACAGGUGGUCGGUGUGGAGCACGCGCACCUGCCCGCCUUCGCUUGGGACUGUCCAGCCGGCACGAAGGUGAUCAUUCACAACGUCCCCAUUCGCCGUGGGUUGCUGCUCCUGGGCCCAGACAACACGGCUCUCCUGGGAGGGCAGGUGGAGCGGCUGGAGGCGGCCCGGCAACGAGCCGUGGCGGCGUGGACGAAACCUGUUGUGGGUCGGCCAGCGGGCUCAGCUGCGCGGGACAUAUUUGCGGAGGCGCGUCAGGCGGCCUGGGCUCCUGGAGCCCCUACCGGUGCCGCUGCUCAGCAGCCCACAGGGGGCCCCCAGGCCGGGGUGGAGACGGCUGGCGCUGCUGCUGGGGCGCAGGGGGGGAACCCGCAGCAGCAGGCUCCUCCUCCAGCGGCGGCGGCGGCGCUGUUCAUGGUUCCAGCUGGGGGCCCCCCUGCUGGGGCUGGGGCUGGCGGUGGUGGCGGCACAGCGGGCGCUGCCCUUCCAGCACAGCCCCAGCACCCGAUGCACCUCCAGCAGCAACAACAGCAAACGGCAAGCAACGCUGUUGUCCGCGGGCCAGUGCCUGGAGCAGGAGGCCCGGGCAUGGCGACUGCUGCAGCGGCAGGACCUGCCUUGCAGCACCCUCAGGGGAACCCACAAACCCCCCACAACUUCCAACCACCACCACCACCACCACCACAACAGCAGCAACAGGGCUGGCAGCAACAACAGCAACAGCAACAGGACCGACAGGAGCAAUGGCCGACGCAGCCUCGGGGUUCGACGCCGUGGACCCAAGCUGUAGCAAUACCAACAGCAGCAGCAGCGCCGCCGCCGCCAGCAACAGCUUGGCUGGGUCGGUCCACCGACGCUACCCACCCGCAUGCACACGCAAACAGACCAGCUGCCUCAUUUGGGGUUCUGACUACAGCCGCCGCCGCCGCUGGCAGCAGCAGGACUGCUGGUGGCGGCGGCGCUGCCGCCGUCCGGGCCGUUCGCGAAGAUGGCGGUGGCUACGAUGUAAGGACAGCCGCCGCCGCCGCUGUUGCUGUUCGCGGGGAACAGGGUGACAGCAGCGCCUACGCGAUGGAGGUCAUGACCAUCAGCGACUCGGGUUCCGGAGAGUCCCCGCCGCGGGCUUCAAUCAAUCAGCAGCUCCAGGGCCCGGGGGACGGCAUCAACCCACACGCCGUCUCCGUACCGCCUCCGCAGAACCAACAUCAGCACCCAUUCGCCAAUGACCCACCACCGCCGCUGCCACCACCACAGCAGCAGCAGCCCACAGCUGCCGCCGCCGCUGCAGCCGGCGGCGGCUCAUCGGCGGGUGUGUACGGCGCCGGAGCUGGCGCCGUCGGGAGCGUCGCGUCCCGCAAGCCGGCGUUACCAUUGGCCCGAAGCAGCCCGGGGCCAACUGUGUCUUCGCUCGGAUCCGCCGGCCGCAGUGGUGGUGGCGGCGGAGUUGGCGGCUCAAUAGCGGCGGCUCAUAGCCCAACCAAGAGCGUCUCGGUGCUAGGAUGUGGGGCGGUGCAUCGGCGGGCUGAGGCUGCGGCGUCAGGGGCGGCGGCGGCGGUGGCGCAGCCGCACCGUGUGCAGUGCGCACCUGGGGCGGCGGCGCCCGGGGCAGUCAACGGUAGCCGCCUUGGUGGCGCGAUUCACCCAGGAGCCCCGGGUGUAGGUGCAUGGUCUUGGCAAUGUGGGGCGGUGGCUGCCGCCACCGGACACGGCAGCAGCGGCGGCGGGGAGGAGCAGGCUGCCGCAGACGAUUGCGACGGGAUGGUUGAAGGUCAUCAUAGCCGGGACCUGCCGCCGCAGCCGCUGGCGGCGGCGGCGGCGGCCCCGGAUGGGAGCUUCUUUAAAGGCCCCGAGCAGGACGGCUACACUCACGCCCAGGCCCAGCCCCCGCCCCAGCCUGCCAACCACGCCGGCGCGGUGUUGCUGUGCCAGGUUCCUGACAUCCUGCAGCCCGAACCUGACUCUGACACCCCCGUCACGUUCCCUGUGACGCUGGACGUGUACGGCCUGUUUCACGCGCUGGAAGGCACCCAUGCAAUUAUUGAGGACGGUACGGCGAUUGUGGAGGCGGAGUUUGCUGACGGUGCGCUGGCAACAAUUCUCGCCGGUGUGACGGCGCCGGGUGGUUUCAGCCCAGGAGCGCCGAUCGGGCUCGAGGAGCUUCAGGCCAUGGCCGACAGCCCAGACCCAGCCGUACAAGCGCAUGGGCAGGAGCUAGCCUUGCGCGUCAUGGAGUUCAUCCGCGAUUUUUCUGGCAUGAUCCGGCUUGAGUACCGAAGCCCGUUGCCGACGCAGCCGCCCCUUAUUAUUCAGUUGACGAACGAUGGUGACGGUGGGAAUGGAGGCGACAGACCGGGGGGGCCUAACACGUCGCGGGAUGUUGUUACAGCUGCGGACGACGCCACCGCCGGACAACGCGGUCGGCAAGCAGACGGUGACAGUUGCCAACUGUAUGAGGAAUUCUUGCAGGGUGUUGGGGUGUUGGACGCGAGUGGAGAUGGCGACAUGUAGAGGGCACAAAGGUGCUGGGUUUGGGGGAGGAUGAACACCACGAUGACGGGGAACCGACGCAUUUUCGUUGGGUUUUAGGGUGCUGGGGUGUGGGGUGGGAUUUUCAUAUCAUUGUAGCGGCAGCUUGGAAAGAAGAUUGUCAAGUUCUACAACGCGCAGCCGCAAUGAUGUGUGUGCGUGUCUGAGGCAAGGGCUUACCGAGGUCAGGGUGUGCAUGCAUGACGUUCCCGUUACCGCCAUCACCUCGAGACCAAAGCCAUCACUCGUCUACGUUGUCGCACAAUUUCUUGAACUGUCGAUUUUGCUAACUACAUGGCUAUGGCUAUGUGCUGACGAAAAAGACGCUUGCAUAGCUUCGUUAACUCUACUGUUAUAUAGCACGGAAUGCAUGCUCGGCUGUUAUUUUUAAAAAGGGUUGUC
Volvox carteri f. nagariensis is the source of this 3063-nucleotide messenger RNA. RefSeq lists its product as uncharacterized. Lineage: Eukaryota; Viridiplantae; Chlorophyta; Chlorophyceae; Chlamydomonadales; Volvocaceae. Gene Ontology annotation, cellular component: RecQ family helicase-topoisomerase III complex; nuclear body. Gene Ontology annotation, biological process: double-strand break repair via homologous recombination; resolution of meiotic recombination intermediates. The coding region runs from base 1 to 2643 and encodes 880 amino acids. The record is from RefSeq and is a predicted model, not a curated record. The transcript is spliced from 8 exons.